This is a messenger RNA of Lagenorhynchus albirostris (white-beaked dolphin), 4399 nucleotides long. RefSeq names its product VPS9 domain containing 1 (gene VPS9D1). The record is from RefSeq and is a predicted model, not a curated record. The transcript has 17 exons. Gene Ontology annotation, biological process: vesicle-mediated transport. Gene Ontology annotation, molecular function: small GTPase binding; guanyl-nucleotide exchange factor activity. Bases 292 to 2394 code for a protein of 700 amino acids. Gene Ontology annotation, cellular component: cytosol; endocytic vesicle. Lineage: Eukaryota; Metazoa; Chordata; Mammalia; Artiodactyla; Delphinidae.
UGACCUGUCACCGACAAGGAGUGAUGGCAUCGGUAGUUGCACUUACACUGUCGUGGCAACUGCGGGAGGAGGUUAUUUGAGAGUUCCGUCCCCCCCACCUCCGCCCCUUCGGCUCCAGAAGCGGAGCGCGCCGCGCGUCGGGAGGCAGGGCUGCCGGAAGUGGCCUCACGUCGGUACCGCCUUUUCCGGCGGUCCGGGGCUCGGGCGGCACCUGCGCCCGCGCACGCCGCGUUCCGGUAUGCGGGCCGCCCGCCCCGCCCCUCGGCCGCCACGGCCUACCCCGCCGGCGCCAUGGCCGCUGCGGUCGGGGACGGCGCGGUGAAACCGCUUCAAUGCGCCAUGAAGCUGGCCAACGGGGCCAUCGAGCUGGACACCGGCAACCGGCCCCGGGAGGCAUAUACAGAAUACCUGAGGAGCGUCCACUACAUCUCCCAGGUGCUGCUAGAAGAAGUGGAGACCUCCAAAGAAGCUGGGGAGACUGUGACCCCUGACACCUCGAAGAUGCUGAAGCUGGCUGAGCAGUGUCUGGAGAGGGCCCAGUCGACAGCUGCCAAACUUGGGAAAACAUGCCUGAGGCCAGCCAUGCCUGUGGUUGCCCCCGUCCCCUCUCCUACCAGCCGACACCGCCGGGUGUACUCAGAUGAGGGAGGGAAGCUCUCUCCAUUUCUGCCGCCUGAGAUCUUCCAGAAGCUUCAGGCUGUAGAGUCACAAAGCUCUAAGAAGGAGCUGACACCCCUGGAGGAGGCCUCCCUGCAGAAUCAGAAGCUGAAGGCUGCCUAUGAGGCCCGGAUGGCCCGUCUGGACCCCAGCCAGGCCAUGCAGAAGACAUCCCUGACCCUGUCCCUGCAGCGGCAGAUGAUGGAGAACCUGGUGAUCGCUAAAGCCCGGGAGAAGACACUGCAGAGGAAGAUGGAGGAGCGCCGGCUGCGACUCCAGGAGGCCGCCAACAGACCUGUCCUUUCUCCCAGGAGGUUCUGCAGCCAGGUUGCCCUGACCCCCGAGGACCGGGAGCAGCGGGCCCUCUACGCCGCCAUCCUCGAGUACGAGCAAGACCACGACUGGCCAAAGCUCUGGAAGGCCAAGCUCAAGAGGAGCCCAGGGGACCUGUCCCUGGUGACCAGCCUGGUCUCCCACCUGCUCAGCGUCCCCGACCACCCCAUCUCGCAGCUCCUGAAGAAGCUCCAGUGCGCCGUGUACCGGGCGCUGUACCCCAUCGUGAGCAGGGGCGCUGCCUCGGCCCUGGGCUGCCGUUCCCUGCCCCCCGACGCCGACGGGCUGCUGGCUCCUGGAAGCCGGCGGCUCCGGCCCUCUCAGAGCCUCUACUGCAUGCCCUCCCCCCCCGAGCCCAGCCCAGCCCAAAGGCCCACAGACGGCGCCUCCGCCAGCACCCCCAUCCCCCCACCCCACCCCGGCAACCCGGACAGAGGGGCAGACGGCAGCCCCACGGGGCCUCCCUCACCCCUGGCGGACACUUCAUCCGACCUGCCGGGCAACGACAGCUCCUUCGGGGACCUGGAACAGUUCUUGGCUACUCCUGAGAGGAGGGGCCGGGGCCCUGGAGGGCAGCCUGAGCCCCAGCCCCCAGGGGUGAGGAAGGAGCCGUUGCUGGAGCAGCUGAAGGGCACCGUGCAGGACAUACACGACGCCAUCGAAGCGAGUGUGUGUUCCGUAAGGAGCCCAGGGUGGCAGGGGACUUCACGUCCCUUCCAAGGAGGAAGGCUGCGAGGGUUUCCUGAGAACCAGCGAGAGGCCCAGCAGUCAGGGGCCUGUGUUGUCUGGGAGACUCUGGACAGGCUGCUCUCGCUGACCCUCCUGGCUUUUGAAGGCCUGAACACGGCCGCCUCCAAAGACCGCUGCUUGGCCUGCAUCGAGGAGCCCUUCUUCUCCCCGCUGUGGCCCCUCCUGCUGGCCGUGUACAGGAGCGUUCACCGCCUGCGGGAGGCCGCCCUGAGCAAGAGCAUGGAGCUGUACGGGAACGCGCCCCCGGCGGCCGUCGGCGUCCCCACCAAGCUCCUCCCCCGGGACCCCGAGGCCACGGCGGGCGGCGCCUACCCCUACUGUGCUGCCGCCCAGGAGCUAGGGCUGCUGGUCCUGGAGAGCUGCCCCCAGAAGAAGCUGGAGUGCAUUGUGCGGGCCCUGCGGGUCACCUGUGCCUGCGCGGAGGACUACUCCCGGGCUCGCGAGGCUGCGCCCCAGCCGGGCAUCGCCGCCAUGUGCCUCUUGCGGAGGGUCUGGGGUACCUGGAGUGGCACUGGCGCCGACGACCUGCUGCCCAUCCUGUCCUUUGUGGCGCUGAGGAGUGGCCUCCCCCAGCUGGUGUCGGAGUGUGCAGCCCUGGAGGAGUUCAUCCACGAGAGUGACAGACGCUUGUGCCACCGCCGUGCAGGUACCUGAUCGGAGAGGAGGGUUACUGCCUGACGUCACUGCAGAGCGCCCUGAGCUACGUGGAGCUGCUGCCCCGGCGGGCCCUGGGCAAGUAGCAGAGGACGGGCUGGCCAAGGACUGGCCCAGAGGCACCUGCAUGGGGCGGUGGGCUGGCCGAGGUGGGGCUCUCGCCCCCGCCUGACAUCAGCCCCUAGGGCUCAAGGAGGCCCCUCUGCUCCGGAUAGGAUGGGGCUGACCCGAGUCAGCUCCCAGGAACCAGGCCCUUCUCUUUCCUGUCCCCACCUGUGAGAGGCCCCGUGCAGGGAAACUGGGCGCCCCUGGGGCCUGCACACUCCAACGGCUCAGUCCGCUGACACCCUGCAGGCCCCGCAAGCCCAAGGACAGAGGGGCCAUGGGCCUGACCGAGGGCAGGUCUGCUUCUCUCCCUUCCCGUCCCCCGUGACACGCGGAGCUCCCUGAGCCAGGUUCUUGUCUGAGUCGAGAAGAGAGCCUGUCACCCCACAAGAGGCCUGGGGCCCAGGUGGGUUUAGACUGUGCUGUUUAUUGGUCACUGGUCACUCUGUCCUGAAGACCCAGGUGUCCCCAGGGCACCUGCCCAUGUGUGGGAGCUCUGAGCCACACUCCCACCCUUGGCAAUGGGCACGGACAUCCUGAGACCGCUGGCGAAUCCCCACCCCCACUCAGCCACUUCAGGGUCGGUGUGAACCCAAGGGUCGGCGCCUGCCAGGAGCCCCACCACCUGCCCACCCUGACUGUUACAGGCCCCUGGGCAACCACUGACCCAGCUGGAAAUAAAGAGGUCACCGGUGUCUCCGUCAGCGCGGCUCACCUGCUCCCCGUCCCACUGGCCGGGCGGAGGCCUGGGCAGCACAGCCACUCCCAGCCAACCAGCCAGAGCCAGAGGGUCCCAGAGGCCCCUGGGGCCAUCGCCAAGCCCAGCCCACCUCCCAGACCUCUGCCCAGGAGUGGGAUCCGUGGGGCUGCUCCUUCUAGCACUGGACACACUCUGGGGGGCCUAGCAGGUUGGCAGGGUCAGAGGUCAUCACUGGGCAGGAUCUGAGCCCGGACCACUCCUCCCGAAGGGUUCCCAGGAGUCAUGUUGCUCUCCAGGUGGGGAACACAUGCAGGUGGCCCGGCCCCAGCCCCAGGCAGCAUCUGUCACCAUGGCAGAAAGUGGUGUGGGAGCAGCGUGUGGGUCCCUGGGGAAGGCCCAGCUGGACCUGACUGUGUGUUCUGUGCACGCAGUGUCCCAAGGCUGUGCGGGAACCUCGUGAGGAAAGUGAGGCACAGAAGGGGAAACGCCUUCUCCAGGCCACAGCUCCCGGUGGCAGAGCUCUCUUCGAGCCCAGCACGUUGACUCCGGAGGCCAGAGGGGGCCGGGGACGUGACCCCAAGGGAAGGCCAACCCGAGUUCCGGGGGCAGCUGCCUCUUUCGGGAGCCGUUGUGGGCAGGGGUCCCCUGCCCACCAGCACCCCAGGAACGACAGGCAGGCACCCGCCUGCUCACCCCGCCCUGCCCUCAAAGCUCUCAGUCCCUGAGUCCCUGCCCUCUCCAAAGGAAGCCCCCCAGUCCUGGACACGAGGCCCAGCCAGCCAUGAAGCCUGGGGAGGAUGACCCCCUGCUCCAGGCCUUGGCGGUCUCAAGGAUGGGAUUUUAAGCCCCCUUUCAUAGAGCAGGUGGACGAUGGAGCGAAGCCUGACCGUGGGCGCUCCUGCUGGCUUUGGGGAGCUCUCUGGAGGCGCUGAUCAGACGGCCUUCCUGCUGCUGGCUCUGGGCCAGUCCUUCAGCCUCUCCCAGCCUACAGCCUUCCGUAAGACAGUGAGUGAUGGAUUCUUCACACAGAAAAUCCUCCAGAUCGACACGAAAAAGGCAGGAGCCCCAGUCAGGAAAAUAGCAAAGGCUGUGAACAGGCUGUCUUCAGAAGAACUUUAAAAAGCUCAUCAGCAUAAGAAGAGGUGUUUAAAGUCAUUUUUAAAAUCAAGAAAUGCAAAUUAAAACACUUACAAGACAGAC